Messenger RNA from Chlamydomonas reinhardtii, 993 nucleotides. RefSeq names its product lactoylglutathione lyase. The transcript is spliced from 10 exons. The record is from RefSeq and is a predicted model, not a curated record. The coding region runs from base 30 to 707 and encodes 225 amino acids. NCBI's taxonomy places the organism in Eukaryota, Viridiplantae, Chlorophyta, Chlorophyceae, Chlamydomonadales, Chlamydomonadaceae. Gene Ontology annotation, molecular function: metal ion binding; lactoylglutathione lyase activity.
GCUCGCAGCCAGCGCGGCAUUCCAUAAAUAUGCUUCUGGUACAGCGUAGUGCUUCUCUGCUGUUAAUUCGGCCGCAGAGCUCUGCCUGCAAGCGUUUUGUCUCGGGCCGCGCCCGCCAGCCCACCACCGGAGCUCGCAGGAGCAUCGUCGCCAUGUCUGGGUCGCUGUCUGAGCUGCAUGCAAUCCCCGGGGUGUGUGUCAACCCGGACCCCUCCACCCAAAACUUUGUCUUCCAGCAGACUAUGUUCCGCAUCCGGGACCCCGCCAAGUCUCUGGACUUCUACACGCGCGUGCUGGGCAUGCGCCUGCUGGCCAAGCUGGACUUCCCUGACAUGAAGUUCUCGCUGUAUUUCCUGGGCUAUGAGGACGUCAAGGACAUUCCUGAAGACCCCGCUGACCGGACUGUCUGGAUGUUCCGUCGCAAGGCCUGCCUGGAGCUGACGCACAACUGGGGCACUGAGUCCGAUCCCAACUUCGCGGGCUACCACAGCGGCAACAGCGACCCGCGCGGCUUCGGCCACAUCGGCUUCAGCGUGCCUGACGUGUACGCGGCGUGCAAGCGCUUCGAGGAGCUGGGUGUGGAGUUCCAGAAGAAGCCAGAUGACGGCAAGAUGAAGGGCAUUGCGUUCAUCAAGGACCCGGACGGCUACUGGAUUGAGAUCCUCAACGCCGACAACGCGCGCCAGUUCGUGGGCUGGGGCAAGUAGACGUGUGGCAGGGCGUCGCAUUGCUGCGGCGAGUAGACAUGUGGCUGCGUGGCACGGAGUAACUGUGUGCGUGUCAAGGAGGAGUCCUCGCUGGCGCGGGUAAUGUGGAGGGUGGUUUGGGGUUGGAUGUUGGGAGCGUUGUGCUGAGCAUUGAUGCAGCGGGUGAAUGCUGGGGUGAACCGUGCAGUGGCUGGCAGGACAUGACCCGCGGGUUCCAUGCGAGUCCGCGGACAAGCCCAAAGUUGUUGAAAUGUGCCAGAUACAAACCGUGUAAUUGCAUCGAGUU